Penaeus monodon (black tiger shrimp) is the source of this 4821-nucleotide messenger RNA. It is a transcript of the gene AP-2mu, whose product is annotated as AP-2 complex subunit mu. Gene Ontology annotation, biological process: clathrin-dependent endocytosis; intracellular protein transport. The record is from RefSeq and is a predicted model, not a curated record. Lineage: Eukaryota; Metazoa; Arthropoda; Malacostraca; Decapoda; Penaeidae. Gene Ontology annotation, cellular component: AP-2 adaptor complex; cytoplasmic vesicle. The transcript has 12 exons. Gene Ontology annotation, molecular function: clathrin-cargo adaptor activity. Bases 98 to 1396 code for a protein of 432 amino acids.
CGACGGCAGACGUUGAGCCUCCAUUGAUCCGCCCCCCGGUGACAAACUAUGACUCUCUAAUUUCAUAUUUGAGGACGAUUUUCUAAGAACCUCCAAGAUGUUGGGAGGGUUGUUCAUAUACAACCAUAAGGGAGAGGUACUCAUAUCUCGCGUGUACCGUGACGACAUUGGUAGAAAUGCGGUGGACGCUUUCCGGGUGAAUGUGAUCCACGCUCGGCAGCAAGUCCGCUCUCCAGUCACUAACAUUGCUCGUACUAGUUUCUUCCAUAUUAAGAGAGCGAAUAUCUGGGUCGCUGCAGUAACAAAACAGAAUGUCAACGCUUCGCAAGUUUUUGAAUUCCUUCUGAAAAUGCUGGAGGUGAUGAGCAGCUACUUUGGAAAGAUCUCGGAAGAAAAUGUUAAGAACAACUUCGUCCUGAUUUAUGAAUUGCUUGAUGAAAUCCUGGACUUUGGUUAUCCUCAGAAUACUGACACUGGUGUCCUGAAAACAUUCAUUACUCAGCAGGGAAUAAAGACAGCCACAAAGGAAGAACAAUCUCAGAUUACUUCACAGGUCACUGGUCAGAUUGGAUGGCGCCGGGAGGGCAUCAAGUACCGUCGCAACGAGCUCUUCUUGGAUGUUAUUGAAUAUGUUAAUUUGCUGAUGUCUCCUCAGGGGCAGGUGUUGUCUGCUCACGUAGCAGGAAAGGUUGUGAUGAAGAGCUACUUGUCAGGGAUGCCAGAAUGCAAGUUUGGCAUUAAUGACAAGAUUGUCAUGGAUGCCAAGAGAGGUUCAGGUGAUGAGAGUCAGCGAUCGGGAAAGACCAGUAUUGCCAUUGAUGACUGUCAGUUCCACCAGUGUGUGAAGUUGUCCAAGUUUGAGACUGAACAUUCCAUAUCUUUCAUCCCCCCUGAUGGAGAAUUUGAGUUAAUGAGGUACCGCACAACAAAAGAUAUUUCCCUCCCAUUCCGAGUGAUCCCCCUUGUUCGUGAGGUUGGCCGUACUAAGAUGGAGGUGAAAGUAGUCAUCAAGAGUAACUUCAAACCCUCUCUCUUGGCUCAGAAGAUAGAGGUGCGCAUCCCAACUCCACUGAAUACUUCUGGCGUUCAGCUCAUCUGUAUGAAAGGGAAAGCCAAGUACAAGGCUUCUGAAAAUGCUAUUGUUUGGAAGAUCAAGAGAAUGGGAGGUAUGAAGGAAUCCCAGAUUUCUGCUGAGAUUGAAUUGUUGCAAACUGAUACGAAGAAGAAAUGGACCAGACCUCCGAUAUCCAUGAACUUUGAGGUACCGUUUGCCCCAUCUGGCUUCAAGGUUCGCUACCUCAAGGUGUUUGAGUCGAAGCUCAACUAUUCUGACCAUGAUGUAAUCAAAUGGGUGCGCUACAUCGGACGGUCGGGACUCUACGAGACCAGAUGCUAAUGCCAUGUAGCUUGGUUUAUGUCGAGAUCAGUAGUUCAUGGUACUCUGCAGCAUUGCUGUUAUAUUUUUUAUUUUUUAUUUUUAUUAUUAUUAUUAUUAUUUAUUUAUUUUUUGAGAUAGUUAUAUUUGGCUGGCGAGCUAUUCCAUUUAUUUGACCAUAAUUGAAUGAGUUAUAAGUCACCUUUAUCUCUUUUUCGUGCUUUAGAGACAGAACAAAGUAAUAAGCCAUUGAUGUCUAAUUACAUUGUAUCAAGUUAUUUUGUUGUAAAGUAUCAGAAAUUUCUUUUAUUGGUAAAUUAGUGGUCAUAUGUUUUCUUUCUAGUAAUUGUAAAAAAAUUUUAGCAGAUAGAAUAUCAAAGGCAGUGACAGAUUGAGUGAUAUUAUUGGAUCAGAUAAAUCAUAUCCAGAGUGAAAGUUAUCAUUUAUUUUUAAUUUUUAAAAUAAUUUUCCGAAGUUGUUAGCCAAGUUUAAACUGACGUAAGAUGUGUUCACCGAGAACAAUAAGAAGAUAGGAUUAGAGGUUGUUGUUAUUAGUAGUUGUUCAUUAUUUGCAUGUGUAAAUAUAUAUAAUAUACAUUUAUUUAGUCAUUUAAUUUUUAUUUGAAAACUAUAGGUUCAUUUAUCAGUUAUAAUACCAGUGUAGAAUUAGCCAGUGAUGUUGAUAACGACUAUGGACAUUCCCCCCACUUUCGUCUAGCAGUUUUUUGUUUUGUUUUGUCUUUUCCCUUCUGUAUUGUCAUGUAUCUGCGUCAUCAUAUUGUGGAGGAUGUCACAUCCACAGGUGUUCCGUGUUUAUAUGGUAAGGAAAUGAUAGGUGUGAGAAAGAUGGUGGAUUUUGCUAAAUGACUUUGAAAAAGUGUUCUGUCAAAAAUAAUAGAAAAGUCUGUUGUUAUGUUUGUCUGUUUUUGUUGUUGCUACAGUAAACAUUUUGGAGAAUGAAAAUUUUAAUUAUAUAUAUAUAUUUUUUUUUAUUUAAAAGAUUAAUAUUAAUAUUCAAUGAUUUGAAGGAGAAACGUUUGAUCAACAUCUCGAAAGUUACACUUUGAUUUUACAUAGCUUGGUUACUCCCAAGAUUAUUUACAUAAAAUCUCUGUUGCAUGCGUUUUAAUUUAUAUUAAUUGCUUUCUAACAGUGGGCAAAAAAAAAUUACUUUCCAUUCCUUCUAAUUGGGCUUUAAGGCAUCUUCUCCUUAACAUUAGAUUUUUUUAUUUAUUUAUUAAUUUUCUUUUUGUUUGUUUUUGCUUUGGCAUGGUAAGACAUAGCUUUGGUGUAAUGUGACUAAAAUUAUGAGCAGUGGAAGUUUGGCUGAUACCUUUUAACAGGUAACCUCUACUCUCUGUUGGCCAGGCAGUUUUAUCAAUUCUUAGUCAUUAUUAUUAUCAUUACUAUUAUUUUAAUUUCAUUAAUUUGAACAAGAAUGAACAAAAGAGUAGAUCCUUAGAUAUAUAAAAUACAAAAGACUAGAACCUUUUCUAAAUGCAUUUGUAAGAUUCAUCAUACAAAAUGGUUAUAUAUAUCAUUAUUUGACUUUAGUGCCCAUGAAUCAGAAUUCAGGGUAAUUAUACAUUACUUAUCACAUGAUAAUUCCAAUAGUUGCAGUUUAUUAUGAAAAAUUUCUCCUCUGAUAAGACAAAAGAAAAAGUUGCAUGGUUCUUGCCUGGUCAGCAUGAAUUCUGCCACACUGUCGAGUCCCGGCUGGCCGAUGUUGUGCGCCCAGGUGAUGACGUCAUGGUCUAUUUAAGUUUCAGGAUGGCAAUGAUUUUAUUAUAAUUAUUAUAAUUAUUACUGCAUUUUCCAAAAUUGCCCCCACCACCUUCCAAGUGUGUUGAUUCAUCUCAUAAGUGUGGGGUUGGCAUAACCUGGCUCGUGACCCCCCUUCUCCCUCUACCAUCACCACCUUGUUUUGAUGGACCUCAGCCUUGAUUUACAACCGCUGGUCAUGUAGUUUUAGAGGAACAAAAGUACUCCUCAAUGUCUUGUGCCUUUUAUUAUGAUCCUUAAUGUGGUGAUGUAAAGUCUGUGGGUGUGAUGACUUGAAUGUGCAAAUUUGUUAUGCCAUAGAUUUGGAGGGAAGGUUUCCAUGGAAUAAAUACUAUUGAUUAUUCUAAAACUCAUCUGAAUCAUUUAACAAAGAAAGUUAAGUUCAUAUCUCUAAGAAAAGAAUAUGGAUGAUGGUUUUGGAACUUGACAAAAUUAUUGUAUUAUGCUAUUGCUAAAGGAGUAUUGAUAAUUUGUAAGUAACCACUUCUAAAUCUAGUAGUAGUAUUUAACAUAAUUUUCUUGCAUUUUCUGUGAAACCUUAUGAAUCAUUUAAUAAUUUAAGUCAAUAUUUUGGUCGUAAUUCUGAUUCUAUUUCAGUAGUAAAUAAUAGUAAUAUCAUAAGAAAUGUAAAAAAAAAAAAAAAAAAAAAAAAAAAAAUUGUAUAUAACAAAAUGUUUCUUUUCAAAUAAAAGUACUACUAGUUUUAUGAUGAACAAGUAGAAUUAAGGGAUUACUGUGAUCUUACCAAUUAUUUCUGAAGAUAAGAAAUCCAGGAUAUAAGCAGAUGUUAAGUGUUAAAGUGAACAAGUGAAUUACUGAAUCAGUUUUCUUCAACUGGAACUCGUAUAUUGAGCGGAUGAAUGAUCGCCAAGAUUUUAUACAAAGAAGAAUGCCAAGACUAGUACAUAACCUUGGCUAUGUAGUCUUUUUCUCUUGAAAUUUGAUGCAAAAGUGAAUUGCAAAUUUUCUUUCAUUAAAGCUUUGAUACUGAUGAUGUACAGUGUUAAAUAACAAUAGGAAUGAAUGUUGCUCAUUAGAGUCAAAUAAAAUUAGAUGCAUUAGAAAAGUGAAAAAGAAAAGAAAAAAAUCAAAUUAAAUAUCUGUUAAAAUCUUUGAGGAAUACUUUCCUCUUUGGAAAUGUGUUUACUAAUUUGACUUCCUGAAAGUUUUUCAGAUUUUUAACCUUCUCAAGCAAAAAUGCUACAAAAUUAUAUCCUCUGACUGGUGUGGCUUUCUCUUUCUUACUAAUAUAAAUACUAAUAGGUAAUUAGGCAAACAGGUAGACUUGGUGUUUGCUUUGCAUGGGAAAUUCUUAUUAGUGGAGAGACUUGCUUUUUGAAAUUUAGAUCAUACUUCUCGUAAGGAAAGGCUGAUUGUAGUUCUGCUUUAAUGGUUACAGAAAAUACAUCCAUAGCAGGCCAUACUUCCAUCUUUUAUAUAUACAGAUGUAAUAAAAUAAUAUGCCAUGAGGAAUACAAGGACAGGCAGACCCAACGCAGACAAGAACUUGAAUUUACAUGCCAAUAUUCAGCAUAUGCACAUUAUUUAUUUUGAAGUUCUCAGCUUAUGAAGUUUGCAUACAUAAACAAAACAUCCAUGACAGAAUUUAUCACAAGACAUUAUCAUCCAAUGUACUCAUUUCAGGAAACAAGAUUUUCUGUGUC